CUCCAGCGGCCGGAGUUCAUCAGUGCGCCCUCGUUGCUUCUCACACACCAGAAUCAGUCCUUCACCGGCCAGUGUCCAUGGCGGCGCCAUCCCUUCCCGGCUUCCCCCAUCGUCUCCUGCGGCAGCGACGCGACAUGGAUUGCCCCAAGACCGAGAGUGGCGAGGUCGCGGUGGCCUGCCCGCCUGACGACUCCCUCGUGGAGGUAUUCUCGCGCCUCCCCGCCAAGCCUCUCUUCCGAUGGAAGUGCGUCUCCAAAGAUUGGUGCGGCCUCAUCGCCGACCGCCUCCGGUGCCGGAAGUUCCCCCAAACCCUAGAAGGCUUUUUCGCCUGCAAUGGAGUUGACAGCUACGUUGGUUUCAUCUGCCCGGAGAGGCCGGUGCCUCUCGUCGACCCUUCCUUCUCAUUCCUGACGAAGUUGCCAGAGAUUAAGAAGAUCGUCCUCUUGGAUUCCUGCAACGGGCUUGUACUCUUUGGGCACAGGAAGGUUUCAGACAAGUAUGACUCGCUGGGCUACAUAGUGUGCAACCCCGCCACUGAGGAGUGGGUGUCCGUGCCCAGCUCCGGCUGUAUGCCAAUUCCAUGGAUUAACAGUGAGCAUGAAGAGAGCCGAGAUGAUAAUCCGGACACCUAUUUGAUUUUUGACCCGGCUAUCUCUCCACACUUUCAGUUGAUCCAGUUUACGUUUAGACAUAUGGUUGUUUUCGAAAAGCAAGAUACGUUUGACUUGCAAAGGGAUCAGGUGCACAGCUUCUCUUCUGUAACUGGGGCAUGGAGGCUUGAACUCGAAGGUAUACCGGGCCUACCACAGGGCAUGAUGGUUGACACAGGUGCCCUUGAGUCGGUAUGCUCCUUCAAAGGCAUGCUGCAUGUGCGUGCCCACCAUCCCCGCCGCCGUUCUGAAAACCUGAAUAUGAUACUUGCAGUUGGUGGGGAAGGGAGGCCAUUUAGGACCCUGCACUGGCCACAAAAUGAUCGUGGUGUUCUUGUUUUUAUUGGUCAAUCCCAAGGGCACCUACAUUGCCUGAGUGGAUGUACGGGAAAUGGUUCCCAGAUGACUGAACUGUCCAUUUGGGUUCUUGAGGACUACAAUGCAGAAAAAUGGGUUCUGAGGGACAAUGUGAGCUUCUCCAAGCUGUUUGGAAGAAUGAGCGGCAGUUUCCACUUAGACUGGGAUGUGGUUGCCAUUCAUCCAGAUCGUAAUUUGGUCAUCUUUGCUGAGUAUUGGAAUUCUAAGCUGAUAUCAUAUGACAUGGAUGAGAAGAAAGUGCAUGCUCUCUGCAGUCUACAUGGCUAUCCUCGGUAUAUUAUUCCAUAUGUUCCUUAUUUCGCAGAGUCAGCGGCGCUCGCUAAGAAGCACUGAAAUUGUUGCUUAUGGGAUACUCCAUGGGAUGUCUAACAGGAAUUUAAUCUUCCAAGAAUGGAGCAGCUAGCAGCUUCUAUAGAUCUACUUGAACUAGGUGAUGCAUUCUGCUGGUUGUUUAUGUAUCCCUUCUAAUGCUUUAGGUUCAGUUAACACUGCAAACAAAUUGAUGCAAGCUAGGCUUUAUGUGUGCUAGCUUAUGAAUGGAUGUUGUUUCCUGACUUGUGAUGGUAUCCGUUGAAGUUGAAAUGUUCUUUCCCCAUGUUCGCAGAAUUAUAAUUAACUUAUAUGACUGGA
This is a messenger RNA of Sorghum bicolor (sorghum), 1658 nucleotides long. RefSeq lists its product as uncharacterized. The record is from RefSeq and is a predicted model, not a curated record. Gene Ontology annotation, molecular function: protein binding. The coding region runs from base 78 to 1361 and encodes 427 amino acids. Lineage: Eukaryota; Viridiplantae; Streptophyta; Magnoliopsida; Poales; Poaceae. The transcript is spliced from 2 exons.